CAAAAAAAAAAAUUUGGCCAAAUAAUAGAGAGAAUAUUUAUCAAUAUUGAAGCAUGAGGUGUACUACUUUGAUUAUGGUUUCUUUUGUUGUCAGCUGUUUGCUUCUAAGCCUUGUUGAAGAAUCGGAAGCUGGAGCACCUCCCGUAGAGUGUUGGAGUGAGAUCCUAUUUUCUGGAAAAUGCGGGUUUCAUGGAAAGAAGAAAUGCUACAAAGAAAUGGAAUCUAAGCUAAAACAACGUGUUCUUAAAUGUAGAUGUGAGGAUGUUAAAAAAGAUUCCAAUACAUCUAAGGACGAACAUUACUGCGGAUGUCAAAGAGAAAAUCCCUAUGAGUGUAACUAAAAUCUUUUAAAAAUUUCAGCUAUCAAUACGAAAAUUUGUUUACUAAUUAAGAAAUAACAAAAUAAAAACUACGUACACGAGUUUUUGGUGUAGACGACAGUAUGGUAAGCUAAUGUUUUUUUCUUCUUCUGAAUAAUAAGUAGUUGUCAUAGAACUUCAUUUGUAUAACUAAUUUCAGUCAUGUAAGAAUCUAUAUCAUUUGUCGCUUUGUUGUCUUAAAACUGUUUAAAUCUAAUAUAAAGAGAGCUUUUGUCCAAAUAGCCUUCCACCGUGGAGGACUAGAAUGUGCUCCAUGCCUCCAUGAUGAAGUGAGAGAGAUCGCUAUAAGAGUACGUUUCUUCUUUAUGC
This is a messenger RNA of Arabidopsis thaliana (thale cress), 689 nucleotides long. RefSeq names its product SCR-like 23 (gene SCRL23). Gene Ontology annotation, biological process: signal transduction. NCBI's taxonomy places the organism in Eukaryota, Viridiplantae, Streptophyta, Magnoliopsida, Brassicales, Brassicaceae. The record is from RefSeq and is marked reviewed. Gene Ontology annotation, cellular component: extracellular region. Bases 54 to 341 code for a protein of 95 amino acids. The transcript has 2 exons.